AUGAGAACCUCUCAAGUUGCUGCCUUAACGACUCUGCUCGCCAGCUGUUUGCUGCUGUUGGUGCUUCCCGUACAGUCAGCACCUGGUAGCCUGAACGCCCGUGUGGUGGGCGGCGAGGAUGCAGCCAAGGCGCAGUUUCCCCACCAAGUCUCCCUAAGGAAUGCCGGUUCGCACAGCUGUGGAGGCUCGAUCCUGUCCAAGAACUACAUCCUAACCGCCGCUCAUUGUGUGACCAAUCAAGACGCUAACGGAAAUCACAUUGCCAUUGCUGCUGAUCGCUUUACCAUUCGAGCUGGUUCCAAUGAUCGGUUCAGUGGCGGAGUCCUUGUCCAGGUAGCCAAGGUUAUUGUUCACGAAGAAUACGGAAAUUUCCUCAAUGAUGUGGCCCUCCUCCUGCUUGAAACGCCGCUGAUCCUGUCCACCAGCAUUCAGCCCAUCUCUCUUCCAACCUCGGAUACCCCUGCAGAUGCGGACAUCAUCAUUUCGGGCUGGGGAAGGAUCAAGCAUCAGGGCGAUCUACCACGCUAUUUGCAAUACAACACCUUGAAGUCGAUAUCCCUUGAGAGGUGCGACGAGUUGAUUGGCUGGGGCGUUCAGAGCGAACUGUGUCUGAUCCACGAGGCAGACAAUGGCGCCUGCAAUGGCGACUCUGGCGGUCCGGCAAUCUACAACAACCAGGUGGUGGGCGUGGCCGGGUUCGUCUGGUCCGCUUGCGGAACAAGCUAUCCGGACGGAUAUGCUAGGGUGUACUUCCACAAUGAUUGGAUCCGGAAGAACUCGGAUGUGAAAUAAUGUCGAACCUACUUGCUGUAAUACAGUAAUUAAAUAAAGCUCUGGUCGAGUAUAAAAACCUUCAAAUCGGA
Drosophila eugracilis is the source of this 863-nucleotide messenger RNA. Its product is annotated as serine protease SP24D-like. The transcript has a single exon. Gene Ontology annotation, biological process: proteolysis. Gene Ontology annotation, molecular function: serine-type endopeptidase activity. The coding region runs from base 1 to 792 and encodes 263 amino acids. Lineage: Eukaryota; Metazoa; Arthropoda; Insecta; Diptera; Drosophilidae. The record is from RefSeq and is a predicted model, not a curated record.